This is a messenger RNA of Boleophthalmus pectinirostris (great blue-spotted mudskipper), 1014 nucleotides long. RefSeq names its product olfactory receptor 52E4-like. Gene Ontology annotation, cellular component: membrane. The coding region runs from base 1 to 1014 and encodes 337 amino acids. Gene Ontology annotation, biological process: G protein-coupled receptor signaling pathway. Gene Ontology annotation, molecular function: olfactory receptor activity; G protein-coupled receptor activity. NCBI's taxonomy places the organism in Eukaryota, Metazoa, Chordata, Actinopteri, Gobiiformes, Gobiidae. The transcript is spliced from 2 exons. The record is from RefSeq and is a predicted model, not a curated record.
AUGCCAUACAAUAAUGGCACCAGGAUAAACCAUUUCUUCAUCACUGGAUUUCCGGGACUCUCUGCUCAAUACUAUGCACCUGUGUCACUGAUGCUUUUUAUUGUCUUCUUGGGUAUAGCUUUUGGCAAUAUAUUUAUUCUAGUACUUGUCAAAUGUGAACGUUCUCUUCAUAAACCCACUUACUUGAUAUUCGGUCAUCUGGCGUUGACUGAUUUAGCAUUUGGAACUGUGACACUCCCUAAAAUUAUUUCCAAAUACUGGUUCAAUGAUAGCUUGAUACCAUUUCAUAGCUGUUUUGUCCAAAUGUUUUUUGUCCAUUUUUUAGCAUCAGCUCACUCCUUUAUUCUACUGGUCAUGGCCUUAGAUCGAUUUUUAGCUAUUUCCUUUCCUCUACGUUAUCCUAGUGCUUUCACAAACAAUACCGCAUCUAUUCUGUGUGGACUAUCUUGGCUUCUUGCAAUGUCUUUUAUGAUUUUUAUAGUCCUAAAUGCUCUUACAUUGCCAUAUUGUAACUCAAAUAUUAUUUAUCAGUGUUAUUGUGACCACUAUACCAUCACUAAAUUAAGCUGUGACCCAAUGCAGCAUGUACAAACGAUUUCUACAAGUGGGGCCAUGUUUUUCUUGUUAGUGCCGUUGACUUUCAUUAUCUCUUCCUAUUUUGCUAUAAUUGUGGCCAUCAUGAGGAUUUCUACCCAUGAAGGUCGUAUGAGGACUUUUUCAACCUGCACUCCACAGCUUCUUAUCACAUUAUUGUAUUACACGCCAAGGUGUUUUGUGUACUUGACAGAUUAUGUAGGCUUUGGCUUAAGCCUUCCAAAUCGCAUUGUAGUUGUCAUGCUCUAUAGUCUGAUACCUGCAGCAGUGAAUCCAUUGAUAUACUGCUUUAAAACAAAGGAUAUCAAAGAAUGUUUGAGUAAAAGAUAUAAGAUGGCAAAAGUUUAUAUUGAUUUAAAAGUGUUUACGGACAAGAGCUCAAUCAGUUUCAGAAAACAGAAAUCAACAAUUGAUCAUUAG